This is a messenger RNA of Trichophyton rubrum CBS 118892, 1725 nucleotides long. RefSeq lists its product as uncharacterized. NCBI's taxonomy places the organism in Eukaryota, Fungi, Ascomycota, Eurotiomycetes, Onygenales, Arthrodermataceae. The record is from RefSeq and is a predicted model, not a curated record. Gene Ontology annotation, cellular component: endoplasmic reticulum. Gene Ontology annotation, molecular function: sphinganine-1-phosphate aldolase activity; pyridoxal phosphate binding. Bases 1 to 1725 code for a protein of 574 amino acids. Gene Ontology annotation, biological process: carboxylic acid metabolic process; sphingolipid catabolic process. The transcript is spliced from 4 exons.
AUGGCUCAGGCGCUGCCCACGGCCAUGGCGAUGCAGGCGAAGCUCAUGGCCCUCGCCCGCUCGUCCUCCAGCGCCGUCUUCUCGCUCUCCAACUUCGACAUAGCCCGGAAUAUCGUCUUCUUCGUCUUCCUGCUGCGUCUGCUGCGCCGCUCGUUCUACACCCUCCGCGGCCAUGGCAUCUUCGGCACCCUGCGCAACUUCUACGUCUACCUCCGUCUGGUCUUCUACUCGCUCUUCCUGCGCGCCCCGGGCGUCCGCUCCCAGGUCGACCAGCAGGUCAAGACCGCCCUGACCAAGCUCGAGCAGAAACUGGCGCCCCAGGAGCCCGGCAUGGUCAAGUUCGUCAGUCUGCCCAGGAAGGGCAUGAGCAACGACCAGGUCAUGGCCGAGCUCGAGAAGCUGGGCGGCAUGAAGCAUACCAUGUGGGAGGACGGCAAGGUCAGCGGCGCCGUCUACCAUGGCGGAGACGAGCUGUUGAAACUGCAGACCGAGGCCUUUGGGCGGUUUGCCGUCUCUAAUCCUAUCCAUCCUGACAUCUUUCCGGGCGUCAGGAAGAUGGAGGCUGAGGUCGUUGCCAUCGUCUUGUCGCUGUUUCAUGCGCCGGACGGAUCUGCUGGUGUGACUACCAGCGGCGGAACGGAGUCCAUCCUGAUGGCCUGUCUGUCUGCUCGCCAAAAGGCCCUGGCCGAGCGUCGGGUCACCGAGCCUGAGAUGAUCAUACCGGAGACCGCCCAUGCGGCAUUCACCAAGGCCUGCAAGUACUUCGGCAUCAAGCCGCACUACGUUGCCUGCCCGGCCCCAGACUACAUCGUGGACAUCUCUGCCGUCCGCCGGCUCAUCAAUCCCAACACCGUGCUGCUGGUCGGAUCGGCCCCCAACUUCCCCCAUGGCCUGGUCGACGACAUCCCGGCCCUCUCCCGCCUGGCCGUCACCUACAAGCUCCCCCUGCACAUCGACUGCUGUCUGGGCUCCUUCGCCAUCGCCUUCCUCAAAAAGGCCGGCUUCCCUUCCCCCUACGAGGACCAGGGCGGCUUCGACUUCCGCCAGCCGGGCGUCACCAGCAUCAGCGUCGACACCCACAAGUACGGCUUUGCCCCCAAGGGCAGCUCCGUCGUGCUCUACCGCCACCGCUCGCUGCGUACAUACCAGUACUUCGUCAUGCCCAACUGGCCCGGCGGCGUCUACGCCUCUCCCUCAAUGGCCGGCUCUCGUCCCGGCGCCCUGAUCGCAGGCUGCUGGGCCAGCAUGAUGGCCGUCGGCGAGUCCGGCUACAUCGACAGCUGCCACCAGAUCGUCAACGCAGCUCGCAAGUUCGAAAGGGCCAUUCGUCAGAACCCCAGUCUGCGCUCUACCCUCGAGGUCGUGGGUAAGCCCAUGGUAAGUGUCGUUGGAUUCGCCUCGUCCACUCCCGAGGUAGACAUCUACGAUGUUGCGGACGCCAUGACCAAUAUGGGCUGGCACUUGAAUGCCCUCCAGUCGCCUCCUGCAAUGCACGUUGCGUUUACCUUGCCUACCGCCAACGCCGUGGACCAGCUGAUUGACGAUCUGACCACUGUGGUGCGCGAGGAGGUGCUCAAGGCCGAACAGCGACGGGCUGCGGGCGUCAAAGUCGAGAAGAAGCGCGGCGAUACCUCGGCCUUGUACGGCGUUGCAGGCAGCAUUCCGGACAAGAGCAUUGUUCUUCGUCUCGCAGAGGGCUUCCUCGAUACUCUCUAUCUCAACUAA